UGUGUUCAGCCUAUUCAGAGCUCAGGGCAGCUCUAAAUCGGCCGGCACUUGGUUUCGCGGAUGCUGGACCCGAAGUUUUAAGGGAGGAACAUACCUUACCUUCAAACCCCCUCGAAUACGGCCGACUUGUUCUGGGUACGUCCAUAACAAUGCCUCGUGUCUCCUCACUUCUCGUCACGAUUCUGGCCCUUGCGGGGCAGACAUGCCUGGCACAGGCUAGAUCACACCAUGCCUCUAGGGUAUUUCUGGACGGCCGCGAUGUUGACGAGCAGUACGACUACAUCAUCGUGGGCGGCGGCACGGCGGGCCUGACCGUGGCCGACCGGCUUAGUGAAGAUGGCGAGAGCACGGUGCUCGUCGUGGAAUAUGGCGAGCUUAGUGACGCCGCUUCCAUUCGCACCGUUCGAGGAGGGUUCAUGGGUACGUCUAAUAGAAGCCACAUGUAUGACAUUCAAUCUGUCCCGCAGACAAACUUGCGAAACCGGACGAUCUCUGUCCUGGCAGGGAAGGUAGUCGGCGGCUCUAGUGCGGUCAAUGCCAUGAUGACGGUACGAGGGUCGGCAGCCGAUUACACCCGCUGGGGAGGCUUCUUCAGCGACACCUCACACUGGAGUUGGGACGGGUUGCUUCCUUACUUCAAGCGGGCGUUGAACUUCGCCCCCCCUGAUGCAGCCGUCACGAAAUCUGCCAACAUCACGUACGACACAAGGUUCUGGGGCAAUACGUCAGGCGUGUUCGCCGGUUGGCCAUCUUUCCAAUAUCCGGGAACAACUGCACAGAUGGACGCCUUCAGGGGCAUCCCUGGCGUCCCGUUCGUCGAAGACAGCGGAUCUGGCGAACCGGGCGUGUACUGGUACCCGACCUUUAUGGACCCUUCACUCGUAGAACGGUCGUACGCCCGCACCGGACACCACGACAAAGCCGCCAACCGUACGAACUACCACCUGGUUACUCGCUCCAAGGUGCUCCGAGUAAUACUGGAUGGGACCACAGCGAGUGGUGUAUCAUUUGUGCCUGUUGGCUCGGCCACCAACAGCACAACUGAGACCGUGGUCGGUGCGAGAAAGGAGGUGAUCAUCGCGGCCGGUGGGAUCCACAGCCCUCAAGUCCUUCAGCUGAGCGGGAUCGGGCCGCGCAAUCUCCUGACCUCGGCCAAUAUCACGACUUUGGUCGACCUCCCCGGUGUAGGACAAAACUUCCAGGACCACCCAAUGAUUUCAGUUAGGUUCACGUACAGCAACUUCACCUUCCACCCCGCCCCUGAGGAUGCCGUCCUCGACCGGAAUUUCUCAUCCUGGGUAGACACGGUCUGGAAGGCCAACCGCACCGGCCCCAACUCCAUCGCGACGGGCAACGGCGCCGCCUGGCUCCCCUUCCCCGUCAUCUCGGCCCGGUCCGAAAACAUCUCCGCCGCCCUCAGCGCCCAGAACCACACACUCUCUCUCCCCCCGGACACCGACCCAACCGUCGCAGCCGGCUACCGCGCCCAGAUGCUGUCCUACGCCACCGCGCUCCGCAACAACGACACGGCCUUCUACAACCUGGUCAUCUCCGGCGCCAACACCAACAGCAUCCUCGUCGCGCUGCACCCCCUCUCCCGAGGCACCGUCAACAUCGACCCAACCGACCCCUACCACCUCGAACCGCUCGUCGACUACCGCGCCCUGUCCAACCCGCUCGAAGCGCCCAUCAUCGCCGACCUCAUCCGCUUCACGCGCCGCUACUACCUCGACAACCCGCGCACGCGCGCCUGGGCGGCGACCGAGCAGGCGCCGGGGGAGGCCGUGCAGACGGAUGAGCAGUUUGCGGAGAAUUUGGCCAGGACGCUGAAUCCGAGCGAGUAUCACCCCGCGGGCACGUGCGCUAUGAUGCCGAGGGAGUUGGGCGGGGUGGUGGAUGAGGAGUUGAGGGUGUAUGGGGUGGAGGGGCUGAGGGUGGUGGAUGCGAGCGUGUUUCCGACGCUGCCGGGGGGGAAUACUUGUCAGAGUGUGUAUGCGGUUGCGGAGAAGGCUGCGGAUCUGAUACGCUAUGGCCCGCCGAAGACGCAGGAGUAGGUUGAAUGGCGAAGUCGGGGUGUGCGAAGGCACUGGAGUCUAAGUUUAAGCGGUAUAACAUGAUGGGAUUUGAUCUGCCACAACCUGGUCACAAUUUACGUCAAUGCCGGGGCGGCUUGGACACGCUCUCGGGACUAACAGUGUCGGUCUAAAUGGAACUCGAAUCAUCGUUUCGAUACCACCAAAUAGACUUUAUUUGUGUCCUCGAUAACUUCUUUCCGGGGUCAUUUACAUUCC
Chaetomium fimeti is the source of this 2291-nucleotide messenger RNA. RefSeq lists its product as uncharacterized. Lineage: Eukaryota; Fungi; Ascomycota; Sordariomycetes; Sordariales; Chaetomiaceae. The transcript has 4 exons. Gene Ontology annotation, biological process: secondary metabolite biosynthetic process. Gene Ontology annotation, molecular function: flavin adenine dinucleotide binding; oxidoreductase activity, acting on CH-OH group of donors. The record is from RefSeq and is a predicted model, not a curated record. Bases 150 to 2054 code for a protein of 634 amino acids.